CGAACCAUGGGGAUUGCGGGGCUCCUCGGCGCGCUCAAGGAGGUCAUGGCGCCAGCCCACGCCCGCGACUUCCGCGGGCAGACUGUCGCCGUCGACGCGCUCUCAUGGCUUCAUAAGGCGUGCUAUGGCUGCGCAUGGGACCUCGCGGUCGGCAACGAGACCGAGACGUACGUCAAGUACAUCCUCCGACGCACCGACAUGCUCAAGGCCGUCGGCGUCAAGCCGCUCCUAGUCUUUGACGGCAACAAGAUCCCGCUCAAGUCGUCGACGCACGACAAGCGCCGCAGCGCCAAGCAAGACAACCACGACAUGGCCAUGCAGCACUUGCGAGAAGCUCGCAGCCUCGUGGGCGACGAGCGCAAGGAGAAAAUGGCCAAGACGUCCCAGUACUUCCAGCGGUCGAUCAACAUUACGUCCACCAUCAUCGCAUCCGUGCACGACGCCUUGCGCAAGGCCAACGUCGAGUUUGUGACGGCGCCAUUUGAAGCCGAUGCGCAGAUGGUGUUUCUCUGCAAGCAGCAAGUCACAACGGCCAUCAUCACGGAGGACUCGGAUAUCCUCGUCUACUGCGCUGCCGCCAACAUAAGCGUCCCGGUCCUCUUCAAGCUCGAGGAAACCGGCGACUGCAAGAUGCUAAGCAAAGACGCGAUUCAUACCCACGGCAAGGCGAGUGCUAACGGCGUCUUGCGCAAGCUCUCGCACUUUCUGUCCGGAGGCCACGAGCCUACACGCAUGUUUGUGCACGCGUGCAUUCUCGCGGGCUGCGACUUUCUCGACUCACUGCCCCACAUUGGCAUCGUCCGAGCCAUUCAGCACGUGUUUGAUUACCGCGGCGUAAGAGGCACGCUGCGCAUUCCCCGUCUUCUGAGCAAGCUCAAGUUUGACGGUACGACCGUCCCCGACGACUACCUCGAGCGCUUUUACAAGGCCGAAGCGCUCUUUUACCACCACUACGUCUACGACCCGUCGACGCAGCGCUGCGGCUACCUCGUCGCAGCGUCCGACUAUGAAGUGGUCGAGGACAUUUUCGAGCGUGUGACCGCGUCGUUGGCGGAGACGCCUUUUCUGGGCGCGCUGCCACCACCAGAUGUCAUUCGCGACAUUUACGACAACAAGCGCCUCGCACGAAGUGAGUCAAGUUCUGAAACCAGUUCGCAGCCGAGCCAGAGUGCCCUCUCGACGCAGAAUUCCCAGCCAAGUCAGAGCACUCUGCCAACCCAGAAUUCGCAGCCGAGCCAGUCGUCGUCGUCAUCGCAACGAACCCCGUCGUCCCCACAUCGGCAGAAAUCUCCAGCGCCCCAGUCCAUAACGUCCCAGCGAGCGCCACCAUCGCAGUCGUUCCAGUCGCCGCCACCCCGCGCGACAGGCCGGCGCUGGUUUGGGGCCCAUGCCGGAAGCUCGCCCGAAGCAACACCAUCGCCCGCUGUCGUCAAGCGCCCUGCGUUCAAGCGCCAGCCCAUCGACUGCGACGAGGUCCGCGCUAAAACCAUGGAGAGCAUCUUUAGCGUCUACGCGGUGCCAAACCAACGUUCGUUUCCUCCGUCAUUCGGCAGCGGCUCGUCGCCCGUCGCAAGCCAACGCGCGUUCCCUCCGUCGUUUCUCGUCGCCCGGGGCUACCAAACGCUCAAGCCACAUCUCUUUGCAAACGUCAGCGACGACGAGGAUGAAGACGAGGAAGAUGCGACGUUGUCGGGGGCUGCCUUGCACGCCGCCAUGGCCGUCGAGCCCACGACGAUUCGGACCGUCCAGUCGGGCAUGUCGAUCUUCUCGGCGGCAAAGAAAGCUGUGCCCGUGCCCCGCUUGCAGUUUAAGAGCCCCACCAAAGGGGCUGCUGUCCAGCGCGCCUCAAAUGCGCUGCCCCCAACGGCCAAGAAGGCCUUCGCUGCGUCCAAGGGUCGUGCCUCGUCCAAGAGUCCAACAACGAAGCAGACGAAAGGAGCUGCGCGCGCGUCUACCAAAGCCUCGGCCACGAAGACGCCACCGACAAAGACGCACGCUGGCACGUUGCUCGGAUACUUUACAAAAACGUCGACCGAGUAA
Molecule: messenger RNA, 2040 nt
Organism: Saprolegnia parasitica CBS 223.65
Lineage: Eukaryota; Oomycota; Saprolegniomycetes; Saprolegniales; Saprolegniaceae
Exons: 9
Coding region: 7-2040 (677 amino acids)
Molecular function (GO): metal ion binding; 5'-flap endonuclease activity
Source: RefSeq, a predicted model, not a curated record